This is a messenger RNA of Aaosphaeria arxii CBS 175.79, 1642 nucleotides long. Its product is annotated as Dor1-like protein. The record is from RefSeq and is a predicted model, not a curated record. The transcript has a single exon. Lineage: Eukaryota; Fungi; Ascomycota; Dothideomycetes; Pleosporales. Bases 159 to 1625 code for a protein of 488 amino acids. Gene Ontology annotation, cellular component: COG complex. Gene Ontology annotation, biological process: cytoplasm to vacuole targeting by the Cvt pathway; intra-Golgi vesicle-mediated transport.
CGAGCAUAGUACGGUACAUUGUAUACCACACUACGUUCACCCAGCACUGUACACAAUCGCAUUGCAUGGUUCCCGACAUAACAAACAACACCAACAACAGCGUCACUCCACUCUUCCCAACUUCGACUCGAUAGCACACCCCCGCCCUCCCUCAGAUCAUGGCCGACCCAUUGUACGAACUGCUCGUACCCUACUUUGAUGCGCAAGACACGUCUACUCACAAUGCGCCCUCCCCUACCGACACCGCGACCACCGCAUACCUGUCCCGAUUGACCACACUCCCGCUUGCCGCAUUAUCUUCUUCCGAACAGCAGUCCCUCGCACAGAGCUCUCACUCUAUACUACGGUCCCUCCAAUCCCUCUCUAAACGGUCCUAUAAACCGAUAAUAGCGUCUUCAGACCACCUUUCACAUCUCCGAGAUACACUCCCGCAAAUUGGAACCAAUGCAAAUGCUGUCCACACAGAAUUACCAAAACUCGAGUCAGCUGCAAGACGUUUUUCCGACAAGUAUUCCAAGACUAGCGAAAAUCCCAUACUUGAACGCCGGGCCAAAGCAAUGCUUCUCGCAAGGAAUAUCGACAGAGUGUCCGAUGUACUCGACCUACCUACACUCCUGUCGUCCGCUAUCGCAUCUUCUACUACACCAGCUCAGGCAGCUUCGAAUAACACUACGUCUGCCACAAACGCAAAUUAUGCCUCAGCUCUCGACCUAUACGCACACAUCAAGCGGCUUUCGACCUUGUAUCCAGAAUCCCAACUCAUAGCCUCCCUGUCCUCCCAGGCUGAGCAAGAAAUGAAGACCAUGACAUCAAACCUGAUCGCUGGUCUGCAGUCCCAGUCAAUCAAACUUGCGGGUGCAAUGCGAACAAUUGGUUGGCUGCGGCGGGUUGCCCCUGAACUUGAUGAGUCCUGGUCCUCCAAAAAGUCUACCAUUGGCACCGGCGAGGGCAGUUUAGGUGCAUUGUUCCUGGUUUGCAGAUAUGGCUGCCUCGAGGGGAUUCUGUCGGCACUAGACCCAUUGAAAGAACUAGCAGACCAAGAGACAGAACAGAGACUUAAGUCUGGAAACAAAAGCACGGGUUGGGGCCAGCAAACAGAACGAUAUUUGAAGAGAUAUAUCGAGAUCUUUCGGGAGCAGAGCUUCGCCAUUAUCUCUAUGUACAAGGAUAUCUUCCCCUCCGCGCUCCCAAUUCCAUCGACAGAAGAUGACCCUGCUCCUGCAGUCCAACCCGUAAACAAUGCGCAGGCAAACCCACUUCAGCCGAUUCCAUCCGCUCUCGCAACUUUCCCACUCCAUUUGGUUGAGCUACUUUUCGACACCCUGCGAACUUAUCUUCCAAACAUUCAAGACCGAUCAUCAAGGGACUCUCUACUUACACAAGUCCUUUACUGCGCCAAUUCCCUGGGAAGAAGAGGUGGUGACUUCAGUAUGAUGAUUGCUCUGCUCGAGGAAGACUUGCGCGCUGAGCUUGGCCAUGAUAACGAUGACGAAGCGGAAGACGAGUGGAUUGAGGUGAUGAAGAAGCACAGAGUGCAGGCCAGCAGAUUAGAGUUACUGGCCAGUGGUGUCGGAACUAGUAGAACUACCAGCCCGGCGGAAAGAGCUGUCAGUCCCGCGCGUUGAGACGCAUCCGCUUCCUG